Thalassophryne amazonica is the source of this 2078-nucleotide messenger RNA. RefSeq lists its product as uncharacterized. Lineage: Eukaryota; Metazoa; Chordata; Actinopteri; Batrachoidiformes; Batrachoididae. The coding region runs from base 212 to 991 and encodes 259 amino acids. The record is from RefSeq and is a predicted model, not a curated record. The transcript is spliced from 4 exons.
AGCUACAGCUACAGCUAGCUAGAAAUACUGAAAACUGUCCGUCGGACCGAUAAAACUUCACUUCAUAUGUUUAUUAUGUUUUUUGAAGAGCUCCGGAGCCUCCCCCCAAAAAAACCCCUAACGCUAAUACCGAGGAAGAACAAAAGACGAAGUUAACAAAAGGUCCAACAGCUGAGCAGCAGGUCGUUUAAACAGCGGCUAACUGCUGCUAAUGAAGAGACAUCAAGAAGAAAUCAGUGGUCUAAAAGAAGACAAGAAACAAAGUGCUGGAUGCUGCUUUCAAGCCCGAAGUUCACUGAUAGAGAACAUGCAGCGGAUGUUGGUGAGUGAAGAUGUCCUUCCUGAGCAGCAGGAGUGGAAUCAGAGUGUGGACCAAAAGGACUCGGGGCCUCCAAACAUUAAAGAGGAGCAGGUGAAACUGGGGAGUGAAGAUGAAGAAAAACCGCAGUCAUCACAGCUUCAUCAAAGACUAAGAAGAGGAGACACAGACACAGAAGAGGAGCUUCUUACCAGCAACUCAACUCAUCACACAACACUGAAAAUAGAAGCUAAUGGAGGAUCAGAACCAGCCAGCAACUCAGACAUGCAGCAGUUGUUACUGAUUAAAGAAGGAAUUAUUUCUGAACACCACAUGGUGAGUCUGAAUCUUGACCAGAAGGACAUCAAAGAGGAACAAGAGCAACUCUGGAUCAGUCAGCAGGGACCACAGCUUCACCAGCUCGAGGAGGCUGAUACCAUGUUCUGUUUCACUGCUGUCACUGUGAAGAGUGAAAAUGAUGAUGAAACACCACCAUCUUUACAGGUUCAUCGAAGCCAAAGUGAUGAGAGCACAGAAAUUGAGCCUGCAGCCAGCAGCUCAACUGUACACAGAACACUGACAACAGAAGCUGAUGGAGACAGCUGCGAAGGACCACAACCAACUACUAACUCAGACCUAUGUAGUCAUUUACAACCAUAUAGCAAGGUAGGGGUUCAGACAGUUCUGAAAUGAGAUGAUGACAGUCAUGACUGGAAAACGACCAGAGGGCUCUAGUUCAGGUGUUAACUGUCAGAAAAAAGGAAUGUCUCUGUUAGUUGUGCAGCUUCAACACAGCUAAAAACCAGCUUAACUGCUUUUCAGUGGUGAAACCGUUUGUGUUCACAUGAACAAUUCAGGAGCAACACAAAAGGCCAGCAAAGGAGAAACUAUUAGUUGCCCCAUUCAGGGUAAAAAAUGGAGACAAAAGAGCACUCUGAACAGACAAAUGAGAAUUCAUAUUGAGAGGAAAAACGAUUUGUGUGUCCAGAGUGUGGGAAAAGAUUGAACACAAGGGCCACUCUGAGUGUACACAGUAGAAUUCACAGGGGAGGGAAACCAUUUAGUUUGCCCUGAGGGUGGUAAAAGAUUUGAAUGCCAGUACCCCUUUGAAUAUACACAUGAGCAUUCAUACUGGACAGAAAUCAGUUUGCCUUGUUCUAAGUGUGGUGAAAAAUUUAGUCAAAGGGCCAUUUGAAUGUACACAUGAGAAUUCAUCACAGGAGAGAAACCAUUUGUCUGUUCUGAGUGUGGUGGAAAUUUAGACACAUAUGGGCAUUUUGAAGGGACACAUGGAGAUUCAUACAGGAGAGAAACCAUUUGUCUGUACUGAGUGUGGUAAAGGAUUUAGGACACAAAUGCGUUCUGAAUAUACACAUGAGAAUUCAUACAGGAGAGAAACCAUAUUGUCUGCACUGAGUGUGGUGAAAAAUUUAGCCACAAGUGGCUAUUUGACCAUGCACAUGAUAACUCAUACAGGACAGAAACCAUUUGUCUGUCCUGAAUGUGAUCAAAGAUUUUAGACACAAGGGUAGGUUUGAACAGACACAUUAGAAUUCAUACAGGUCAGAAACCAUUGUCUGUUCGCAUUGUGGAAAAAGAUUUAGACACAAGGGCAAGUCUGAACAGACACAUUAGAAUUCAUACAGGACAGAAACCAUUUGUCUGUUCUGAUUGUGGGAAAAGAUUUUCGUCAAAAGAGUGACCUGAAUAUUCACAUGGGAAUUCAUACAGGACUGAAACCAUUUCGCUGUUCUGUGUGCGGUAAAGGAUUUGGGCCAAA